Molecule: messenger RNA, 1182 nt
Organism: Haliotis rufescens (red abalone)
Lineage: Eukaryota; Metazoa; Mollusca; Gastropoda; Lepetellida; Haliotidae
Product: multimerin-2-like
Exons: 3
Coding region: 332-1012 (226 amino acids)
Molecular function (GO): protein binding
Source: RefSeq, a predicted model, not a curated record
CAAGGCGCAUUGUCAAUAACGAAACAAGUGAAUCGUGCGGUAGAUGCGACAACUAAGUGUGAAGGUAAUCGAUGAUUACAAAAUAAAUAUUCAUUAAUGUCGUGAUACAAUCUGUACUGAAGAGUAACUGCUGGUACUUCAAAUCAAAGCAGUCCCUAUUAAUAAGGCAUAUCUAAGAAACCCAGAGAUUAUUACUAGUCGAUAAAUCUUCUGGAGCUGUGCCUCUGUUGUGGACAAGAUCUCGUGCGCUUACGACCGGGAUAAACGGGGUGAUCUCUCUCUGUGAAACUGUUCGUCGCCAAAAUACAAGGAUAAUAAUCGACAAUAGAGCAUGCCUGCACGGGGAAAAGGUGUGGGGAGAAGGAAGGCUCAAUCGGACCGGCUGACAAACAGGAAAUCGACUAAAGAUGCAGUGGAAUUGUCCAUCACAACUGCUGCACCCGACAAGUCUAGUUUGCAUGCGGAAGUGAAACACAUGCGCAGGAAUCGGAGCAGUCGCGGCGUCAAACCUGAUCCCGAGGCGGGAAAACCGACCGAUCGGAAGUCGCUAGUUUCUGGCAGACUGAUGGACAUCGGGAAGGGCUGUUCCAUACUCGGUGCAUCUGAGGCCGGACAGUUUAGUGGAACAGUGCACUUCGUAACUUCACUGACACAGGACGCAGCAUUUACGUUAAAAGGCACCAUAGUGUUUGACCAAGUUGACGAGAACAUCGGAGGAGCGUACAACCCGGACACUGGUGAAUUCACUGCCCCUGUAUCCGGAUUUUACCUGUUCACCGUUCAGGUGAUGGUGACUGGUGGCCCUGGACAGGAAUACGAACUCAAAUGUGAAGAUAGCGCCUAUUCUACUCGUGUCCGUGUUGAAAGUGCUUGGUCAACUGGUUCAGGAACUGCAGUGUGCCACGUGAGGGAAGGUCACAAGGUGAAGGUCAUCAAGUACUACGGCCCAGCUGGCAGUUUGAGACAGAGUCCAUGGACACGGUUUUCAGGCUUUCUGUUGAGGGAAUCCUGAAGCGUGUGAAUCCUCCAAUGCAUCUAUAGACUGCACAAUUUACAAUUAACUUUGUCUUCUACAUAUAGACCUUGUGCAAUAGUAAUGUUAUAAGCUAGUCCCCGUCAUCGUCGUUUAAUACUUCUCUGUAUUUAUGUCAACAAUGUUUCGCAUUAAAACAUUUCCGUUUA